This is a messenger RNA of Medicago truncatula (barrel medic), 3558 nucleotides long. RefSeq names its product protein argonaute 7. The transcript has 3 exons. The record is from RefSeq and is a predicted model, not a curated record. Gene Ontology annotation, molecular function: protein binding; RNA binding. Lineage: Eukaryota; Viridiplantae; Streptophyta; Magnoliopsida; Fabales; Fabaceae. Bases 223 to 3273 code for a protein of 1016 amino acids.
UCUCACUCUCUCAAGUCACACCUCUUCUCUGUUUCUGUUCCCACCACCCUUUCUGUCUCUUGUUUUGUUCUUCAUAUUCAUCUCUCUCUCUCUCUCUAAAAACAGUAACUGUAGUUUCUGUUCUUUGUCACAUCUUCAAACUAUAACAUCACAAAAACCAAACCAACAACAAUAUUCUCUCUUUCUCACUUCCCAUUUUCUUAUUCCAAAAUCAACAAAAUCAUGGAACAACAAGAAAACUCAACCAACAACACUAACCAAAACAAAACAACCACUUUCAUCACAAAAAAUGGAACAAACUCUCAUCAACAUCAUCAUUACUAUAAUCACUAUCAACAGCAACAAGAACAACAACAGUAUCAGAAUCAUCUUCAACAAUAUCAAACUCAACUUGGUUUCUACAACAACUACUACCAAAACAAGUAUCAAAGAUAUUACCCUGCUCUUCUUCCUUUACCUUCACUUCAACAACUACCUUUCAUUCCAUCUUUCCCUCAAAAUCUCAAAACCCAUUUGCACAAACUUCCAUGCAAACUCAAUACUUCUCCUUCAUCUGAAUACAAUCUUUCUCAACUUUCACUUGAUCCUGCUCCAAAGGAACUUCAGAAACAAACUAGACCAUCCUUUAAAGAAGUUGAUGGGAAGAAGCUUAUUUCAACAAGGAAGCCACAUGAAGUAAUUGUUGCAAGGAGACCAGAUUCUGGUGGACAAGAAGGUCCUGUGAUUUCUCUCCUUGCCAACCAUUUUUUGGUGAAAUUUGAUUCAUCACAUAAAAUAUAUCAUUACAAUGUUGAAAUUACUCCUCAUCCCUCUAAGGAUGUUGCUAGAGAAAUCAAGCAUAAAUUGGUAAAUAACAAUGCUGAGAUUUUAUCGGGCGCUCUGCCGGCAUAUGACGGGAGGAAAAAUCUUUAUAGUCCAAUUGAAUUCCAAAAUGAUAAGCUUGAGUUCUACAUAGGCCUCCCGAUCCCGACUAGCAAAUCGACAUCACCUUAUGAGAAACGUGAACAACAUAAACUUUUUCGGAUAAAUAUCAAACUAGUCUCGAAGAUUGACGGGAAGGGGUUGACUAAUUACUUGAGCAAAGAAGGUGAUGAAGGGAUUCCGCUUCCGCAGGAUUAUCUACAUGCUUUGGAUGUAGUUUUGAGGGAAAGUCCGACUGAGAAAUGUAUACCUGUUGGAAGGUCAUUCUAUUCGAGUUCAAUGGGGAGAAGCAAAGAUAUCGGUGGAGGAGCUGUUGGAUUGAGAGGCUUCUUUCAGAGUCUUAGACCAACACAACAAGGACUUGCUCUCAAUGUGGAUUUCUCGGUAACUGCUUUCCAUGAGAGUAUAGGAGUUAUUCCGUAUUUGCAGAAACGUCUCGAGUUUCUUAGAGACCUUUCUCAGAGGCAGACAACUCAGCUAACUUGUGAAGAAAGGAAGGAAGUAGAGAAAACGUUGAAGAAUAUCAGAGUCUUUGUUUGCCAUAGAGAAACUGUUCAGAGAUACCGUGUCUAUGGCUUAACUGAGGAGGCAACUGAAAAUCUUUGGUUUCCUGAUAGAGAUGGAAAGAAUCUGAGGCUUAUGAGUUACUUUAAAGAUCACUAUAACUACGACAUUCAAUUCAGGAAGUGGCCAUGCUUGCAAAUUAGUAGAAGUAAACCUUGUUAUCUCCCUAUGGAGCUUUGUGUGAUCUGUGAAGGACAGAAGUUCCUUGGGAAACUGUCGGAUGAUCAGACGGCAAAAAUACUCAAGAUGGGCUGUCAAAGACCAGGAGAACGGAAAGCCAUCAUCGAAGGCGUCAUGAGAGGAAAUGUUGGUCCUACCAGUGGUGAUCAGGAAAAGGAAUUUAAACUCCAAGUCUCAAGAGAAAUGACAAAGUUGACUGGGAGAAUUCUUUACCCUCCAAAACUAAAGCUUGGAGAUGGAGGUCAUGUGAGAAAUCUGACUCCUUCACGUCAUGAUCGCCAGUGGAACUUUCUAGAUGGCCAUGUCUUUGAAGGAACUACAAUUGAAAGGUGGGCACUAAUAAGUUUUGGAGGCACACCUGAGCAAAAGUCUCAUAUCCCAAGAUUCAUAAACCAGUUAACUCAAAGAUGUGAACAAUUAGGCAUUUUUCUCAACAAGAACACAAUUAUUAGUCCACAGUUUGAAUCAAUCCAAGUUCUUAACAAUGUCACAGUUUUGGAAUCUAAGCUCAAAAGAAUCCAGAGUAUUGCCUCAAACAAUCUACAGCUUCUUAUUUGUAUAAUGGAGAAAAAACACAAAGGGUAUGCAGAUUUGAAAAGAAUUGCCGAGACAAGUGUCGGUGUUGUAAGCCAGUGCUGCUUGUAUCCGAAUCUCAUCAAAUUAAGUUCACAGUUUUUGGCUAAUUUGGCUCUCAAGAUCAAUGCUAAAGUUGGUGGAUGCACUGUUGCUUUGUACAACUCGCUUCCUUCUCAAUUACCGCGUCUUUUCAACAUCGACGAGCCGGUGAUGUUCAUGGGAGCCGACGUCACGCAUCCUCAUCCGCUCGACGAUUCAAGUCCAUCUGUCGCUGCUGUUGUUGGUAGCAUGAACUGGCCAACAGCAAACAAAUAUAUUUCAAGAAUAAGGUCUCAAACACACAGGCAAGAAAUUAUUGCAGAUCUCGGUGCAAUGGUAGGAGAAUUGCUUGAAGAUUUUUAUCAAGAAGUGGAAAAACUCCCAAACCGAAUAAUUUUCUUCCGAGACGGUGUUAGCGAAACUCAGUUUUACAAAGUUCUGCAAGAGGAACUACAAUCAAUAAAACAAGCAUGUUCAUCAAGGUUUCAUGGUUAUAAACCUUUUAUUACUUUUGUAGUUGUGCAAAAGAGGCAUCACACAAGGUUGUUUCCUGCCGACACCGAUCAAUCUUCGAUGCACAACAAUUUUCACUUUCAAUAUGAAAAUAUUCCACCAGGGACUGUGGUUGAUUCAGUGAUUACUCAUCCAAAGGAAUUUGAUUUCUAUCUAUGUAGUCAUUGGGGUGUGAAGGGAACAAGUAGGCCAACUCAUUACCAUGUCUUGUUGGAUGAAAAUAAGUUUACUUCAGAUGAACUGCAAAAGCUUGUUUACAAUUUGUGUUUUACUUUUGUUAGAUGUACUAAGCCAAUUUCAUUAGUUCCUCCUGCAUAUUAUGCACAUUUAGCUGCAUAUAGAGGUAGACUCUACCUUGAGAGAUCGGAGUCCUUAGGUUUGUUCAGAAGUGCUUCUACAUUAUCAAGAGCUGCUACGCCGAAGACACCACCUCUACCUAAACUUAGUGAAAACAUCAAGAAGCUUAUGUUUUACUGCUAGUGAUAGCUAAUCUAUGUAGCACCAACACUUUAGAUUAAGAUCACAUUUGAUAUGUGUUGGUGUCUGACACUGGGACUUGUGGUUACAUACUAUUAGUUCUAUUUUUUCAAAAUUAUUACCGGUGUCCACGUGUUGGUGUUUGUAUUUUUGUUGGUGCUUCAUAGGUAUCUAUUAUGCAAAUGUAAUUUGAUUUUUAGAUUGUUUAAUUACAUGAUCAAGCUUUUGAUUUCUGUGACAAAGAAGAGAAUGAAACACAUGGCAAAUAUAGUAUUGUGCAAGAACAAA